CCACACUGACACACGGUUUAACCCACAUUUUAAUUUUUCUUCUUCUUCUUCUUCUUAUUAUUAUUAUCAUUAUAAUUUUAAUGCCUUCCCCUUUCCGUUUCUUUCUUUCUUUUUUCUUUCCUCUUUUGUUGUUGCUGCAGCGUUAGUCGUUAAAAGCGGAGACGCUGAACUUCCCAGGACAGAGGACUCGUCCCCUGAGCUGAACAGCAGACGAUAAUUUAUUUUGAAAGUUGGAUUUUAAACAGCUGAUCCGCUUGUGAGGACAUAAAGGGCUGCCAGAUGCAGCUCAGAAGAUGCGCUGAAGUGCACGCUGGAGGAAAUUUACGGAAUCCCCUGUUAUACACGGCAGUGUGGUGUGCGUAGAUAAGCUGCCAUAUGAGGUGAAAACUCUUCCCCAUCCUGCAGUAUUCCCUCCCAGCACUAAGAGCAGGAUUAAGGGAUGUCACGGCUGUUACUCCUUCUGGCAAUGCUAAUCGUCUCCUGCAGCAUCCAGGUGUCUCCUUCUGCAACCCUGGAUAAGCUGAAGGAGAGUUUGAAAUUGUACAUGGAGGAGUGCGAUCGCAACAACAGCCGAGACCCGCCAAGCACCGGCCUCGUGUGUAACAGGACCUUCGACAAUUAUGCCUGUUGGCCCGAUGGACUCCCCAACAUCACUGUCAGUGUGCCGUGUCCAUGGUAUCUGCCAUGGUACCAUGAAGUUCAGCAUGGUAAAGUCUAUCAGGAAUGUGACGCUAAUGGCCAGUGGAUGACAGCAAAGAAUACCAGCGAGUGUGACUCUAAUAAUCCAAGUCAGCAGUACUAUGGCCAUAUUCGGAUCAUGUACACAGUGGGCUAUUCCUUAUCAUUGGUAGCUUUGGUGUUGGCACUCGGCAUCCUCGUGUUCUUCAGGAAGCUGCACUGCAUGAGGAACAACAUCCACAUGAAUCUGUUUGCCUCCUUCAUCCUGCGAGCGCUGUCCAUCCUCAUCAAAGAUGCUCUGCUGGUGGCCAACAUCACAUCACAGGAACUCAGCAGGGAGCAGGAGCAGGGGUUCCCCCGGGCCUCGAUGCCUCCGGUGGAUCUGCUGGUCAACAAUGAGAUAACAGUAAGCUGUCGCAUUGCUGUGGUGAUGAUGCAGUACAGUAUCAUGGCCAACACCUACUGGCUGCUGGUGGAAGGAAUCUACCUCCACAACCUCCUGGUGAUCACUGUGUUUACAGAGAGGAACUACUUCAAAAUCUACCUGUGCAUUGGCUGGGGUACCCCUUUAAUAUUCCUUGUGCCCUGGGUGUUUGCUAAAUAUCUGUAUGAAAACCAUGAGUGCUGGGGCCAAAACAUAGACAUGAAUUACUGGUGGAUCAUCCGCUCACCAAUUCUGCUGGCAGUCGUGAUCAACUUCCUCAUCUUUAUCCACAUCAUUAAAAUCCUUGUGUCAAAACUGCGAGCGCAUCAAAUGAGAUACACAGAUUAUAAAAUCCGAUUGGCUAAGUCAACUCUUACCUUGAUCCCCUUGCUGGGUAUCCAUCAGGUGGUCUUCAUCUUUGUGACAGAUGAAUCCACGAAAACUACCAUCAAUCUUCGCCUCACAAAGCUCUUCAUUGACCUCUUCUUCUCCUCCUUUCAGGGUCUUUUGGUGGCCAUCUUGUACUGCUUUGUCAACAAAGAAGUGCAGUCAGAGAUUCUGAAGAAGUGGAAGCGCUGGAAGCUCGGGAGGAACAUUGAGGAGGAAUACCGUCACACCUACAGCAAUACACCUAACACGAAGACAGCCAGCCUGUUGAACCAUGUCUCUCGAUUGCCUCACCUCCCGGACAUCGCCAAAACCUCUUCUCCGGCCUGCAGCCCAGAGGAGAGGCACAUGCUUGUGGCUGGCUGCCAUAAUGGCUUGGUCAACAAUAAGGGGGAAGAGCAGUGCGACUCUCCGGAGCAAAAGGGAACCGUGAGCAACUGCACCCUGGUGGAGGACAUCAGCCUUAUGGACAAAGUGCAGUGUUACAAGGCUCAGAGGGAGAACGCAGAGAGCCACCUGUGACAGACGCAGGAUAACGAGAACUUGGGGAAGAAACUUGGAGGGCUCGGAGCUCUCACCUGGCGCUGACAUACUGCACUGGGCGGCUGUGAGGAGCUGGGCUGAUGGAGUCAUCUGUCAGAGCGCAUUUCGCUCAGAGAUCAGUGUCACUGGGAGACCGAGCAGCACUCAGCCCUCUCCACAGCCUGAGAACGGAGAGAUUAUGUGGCAGACGUCCAACACUGAGGGUCCUAAUGUGCUGUGAGCUUCGUGAAUGGAUUUCCGUACCGUACAUGUUUGUCAGACAGUGUGAGAAACUGCUGCAUGAUGAGCAAUGUGCCAACCGAAUCUCAAGGCAGAGAUAAGCCAUGUAAAAUAAUACAAAAAAAACAAACCCUAAAACCUCAAAUAGCAACAACAACGGCAACAAAGGAAAAAUCAGGACACAGGGUCCUUGCUUGCGCCUCUGCUUUAACUUGUGCUGUGUGUCUUCUGUGUAUUUUGUGGUACUGGUGUUUGAAGACAAACUGGACAUUGAACAGCAAACAUAUACACACAAACAGACCAAACAUGUGAUACUAUAGAAGAUUGCAGAAAACAGAGAAGACUGGCUUUCUUUUUGCGUUAGUUUGAUAUCUGUAUUAUGUCUUUGUCCAAACUGACUUUGGUGAAAAUGUGCAGAAAACGAAGAAACCUUCUCAUACAGUACCUCAUACAGAAAGGUGACCACAGUGUUGUUUAAGUGGCCUGAUCCAGGGCUCAUGGGAAAUUGGCAGCUGCUCUCAUUCCUGGCUUACAUAUAGCCUUAAAAAUAGGUCAAGAGAUUGUAUGGGAUGAAUUAUAAAUAAGCUAAAUGCUCA
Messenger RNA from Solea solea (common sole), 2847 nucleotides. It is a transcript of the gene gcgra, whose product is annotated as glucagon receptor a. Gene Ontology annotation, molecular function: glucagon receptor activity; gastric inhibitory peptide receptor activity; peptide hormone binding. Gene Ontology annotation, cellular component: plasma membrane. The transcript is spliced from 14 exons. Lineage: Eukaryota; Metazoa; Chordata; Actinopteri; Pleuronectiformes; Soleidae. The record is from RefSeq and is a predicted model, not a curated record. Gene Ontology annotation, biological process: adenylate cyclase-activating G protein-coupled receptor signaling pathway; cell surface receptor signaling pathway. Bases 440 to 2011 code for a protein of 523 amino acids.